UUUCUUCUUCCCCUUAUUUCUUACAGUCCGCCCUUAACCCACUCUUUAAUACAAGUCCCUACUCAGAUUUAUCCCCCUUUCUUCCCCUACGAAUUUCCGGCGAAAAUGAUGCCGCAGGAGCUUCAACCCCGCUCCUUCCGCCCUUACAUCUCAUCGUCGAUUAGCGCCCCUUCUUUCACUUCCUUCACCAACGCUUCUUCCGUUCAUUCCUCCGACGAUCCUGACCCUAACCCUACAAACUCCAAAUUCAAAUCCAGUUUCCCUUCCCUUUCCUCUUCUUCUUCUUCUUCUUCCCGAUCCCUCAAGAACUCUCGAUUUUCCCCUUCUUCAUUCGCUCAUAACGCUCGUUUAGCGAUCGCUCUCGUCCCAUGUGCCGCUUUCCUUCUCGACCUCGGUGGAACCCCUGUCGUUGCCACCUUAACGUUAGGUCUUAUGAUCGCUUACAUCGUCGAUUCGCUUAAUUUCAAAUCCGGAGCUUUCUUUGGUGUUUGGUUCUCUUUAAUCGCUGCCCAGAUCGCUUUCUUCUUUAGCGCUUCGCUUUACUACUCGUUGAGUUCGAUUCCUCUUUCGAUCCUCGCGGCUUUUCUUUGUGCGGAAACGAAUUUCCUUAUUGGCGCCUGGGCUUCGCUUCAGUUUAAGUGGAUUCAGAUUGAAAACCCCACUAUUGUUUUGGCUUUGGAACGGCUUCUCUUUGCUUGUGUACCUUUCGCUGCUUCUUCGAUCUUUACUUGGGCGACUGUUUCUGCUGUUGGUAUGAAUAAUGCUUCUUACUAUCUAAUGGCUUUCAAUUGUGUUUUCUAUUGGGUUUUCGCGAUUCCUAGAGUUUCUUCUUUUAAAACCAAGCAAGAAGUGAAGUACCAUGGUGGGGAAGUUCCUGAUGAUAAUUUGAUUCUUGGUCCACUUGAGAGUUGUCUCCAUACUUUGAAUUUAUUGUUUUUUCCUCUGGUUUUCCAUAUCGCUUCACAUUACUCGGUGAUGUUUUCGUCUGCUGCUUCCAUCAGUGAUUUGCUGCUUCUUUUCUUUAUUCCUUUCUUAUUCCAAUUGUAUGCUUCAACAAGAGGAGCAUUGUGGUGGGUCACGAAAAAUCCCCUUCAGUUGCGUAGCAUACAGUUGGUCAAUGGUGCAAUUGCAUUGAUUGUUGUUGUGAUUUGCCUUGAGAUUAGAGUUGUGUUUCGUUCGUUUGGGAGGUACAUUCAGGUGCCGCCACCACUAAAUUAUCUUCUUGUUACCACUACCAUGCUUGGAGGGGCUGCUGGAGCUGGUUUUUAUGCGCUGGGAAUGGUAUCUGAUGCGUUUAGCUCUUUGGCCUUCACUUCUUUGGCUGUUGUUGUCAGUGCUGCUGGAGCAAUUGUGGUUGGAUUUCCAAUACUGUUUAUUCCAUUGCCUUCAGUUGCUGGCUUUUACUUGGCUCGUUUCUUUACAAAGAAGAGCCUUACAUCGUAUUUUGCCUUCGUUGUGCUUGGGAGCUUGAUGGUUAUGUGGUUUGUGAUGCAUAAUUUCUGGGAUUUAAACGUAUGGUUGGCAGGCAUGUCCCUGAAAUCCUUUUGUAAACUUAUUGUUGCGGAUGUUGUUCUAGCCAUUGCUAUUCCUGGUUUAGCACUUCUUCCGUCAAAACUUCAUUUUUUGACUGAAGUUGGUUUGAUCUGCCAUGCAUUGCUACUAUGCCACAUUGAGAAUCGGUUCUUCAGUUACUCAAGCAUAUACUAUUACGGAUUGGAUGAUGAUGUGAUGUAUCCAAGCUACAUGGUCAUCCUGACGACAAUAAUUGGCUUUGCACUUGUGCGGCGACUAUCUGUGGAUCAUCGAAUUGGACCCAAGGCAGUUUGGAUUUUGACUUGUCUUUAUUCCUCAAAGCUCUCUAUGUUGUUUCUUACAUCAAAAUCUGUUGUGUGGGUGUCAGCUAUCCUUUUAUUGGCUAUUUCACCACCAUUGCUUCUUUACAGGGAUAAGUCGAGAACAGCAUCAAAGAUGAAAGCCUGGCAAGGAUAUGCACAUGCUACUGUGGUUGCAUUAUCAGUCUGGUUUUGCCGUGAAACAAUUUUUGAAGCAUUACAAUGGUGGAACGGUAGACCACCAUCUGAUGGUUUACUUCUAGGAUUUUGUAUCCUUUUGACUGGAUUGGCUUGUGUACCCAUUGUUGCUCUGCAUUUCUCUCAUGUCAUGUCUGCAAAGAGAUGCAUUGUGUUGGUGGUGGCAACAGGUCUCCUGUUUAUCCUAAUGCAACCACCAAUUCCAUUAUCAUGGACCUACCGAUCCGAGAUAAUCAGAGCUGCACGCCAAUCUGCUGAUGAUAUUUCCAUAUAUGGCUUUAUGGCAUCGAAACCAACUUGGCCCUCUUGGUUACUUAUAUUGGCAAUUCUUCUCACUUUAGCUGCUGCAACAUCUGUCAUACCCAUUAAGUACAUUGUAGAGUUGAGAGCUUUCUAUGCCAUUGCCAUGGGUAUUGCUCUCGGUGUUUACAUAUCUGCUGAGUUUUUCCUGCAGGCUGCUGUCCUUCAUGCCCUCAUUGUAGUAACCAUGGUUUGUGCAUCUUUUUUUGUGGUCUUCACCCAUUUUCCAUCGGCAUCCAGUACAAAGCUCCUACCAUGGGUGUUUGCUCUCCUUGUGGCUCUAUUUCCCGUGACUUACCUAUUAGAAGGUCAAGUGAGAAUUAAAAGCUUCCUUGCGGAAAACGAAUUUGGUGACACCGGAGAGGAAGACAGGAAGCUUACAACUCUACUGGCUGUUGAGGGGGCCAGGACAUCUCUUCUCGGUCUGUAUGCAGCAAUCUUUAUGCUUAUAGCUUUGGAAAUAAAAUAUGAACUUGCCUCACUUAUACGGGAAAAGUCUUUCGACAAGGGUGCAAUUAGACACAAUCAAUCUGGUCAAAGUAAUUCUGUUGGUUUCCCUCCCCGAAUGAGGUUCAUGCAACAACGCCGCGCCUCUUCCGUCUCAUCCUUCACAAUUAAACGUAUGGCUGCUGAAGGGGCAUGGAUGCCCGCGGUCGGUAAUGUCGCUACCGUAAUGUGCUUUGCUAUAUGCCUGAUUCUAAAUGUUAAUCUCACCGGCGGCUCAAAUCAGGCAAUAUUCUUCUUAGCUCCUAUAUUACUACUUCUCAACCAGGACUCAGAUUUCGUCGCUGGAUUUGGGGACAAACAGAGGUAUUUCCCCGUUGCAGUCACCAUAUCAAUCUAUUUAGUCUUGACCUCAGUAUACAGCAUAUGGGAAGACGUCUGGCACGGAAAUGCCGGGUGGGGCAUCGACAUUGGGGGUCCUGGUUGGUUUUUUGCAGUAAAAAACCUAGCCCUCCUCAUCCUAACAUUCCCAAGCCACAUCUUAUUCAACCGAUUCGUAUGGACUUACUCAAAGACGACAGAUUCAACACCACUCCUAACACUACCACUCAACCUGCCGCCGAUCGUAAUAUCGGAUUUGGUUAAGAUUAGGGUGUUGGGAUUGUUAGGAAUAAUUUAUUCGGUGGCGCAGUACAUAAUAUCUAGACAGCAAUACAUCUCAGGAAUGAAAUAUAUUUAGACAAAAAUAGAUGUCUCUGUUUUUCUUUGUUUUGUUUGUACAAUAUGUUUUUUGGCAAUUUUCAGGUGAGAGGUGUCUUAGAAAUUUGAGGGUGUGUUUGUAAGUUCAAAUUCACUCUCUUUGGGAUUUUUAUUCUAUGCUCUUGAAAUGCCAGAAUCCUUUUGACA
Gossypium raimondii (Peruvian cotton) is the source of this 3680-nucleotide messenger RNA. RefSeq lists its product as uncharacterized. Lineage: Eukaryota; Viridiplantae; Streptophyta; Magnoliopsida; Malvales; Malvaceae. The transcript has 4 exons. The coding region runs from base 106 to 3513 and encodes 1135 amino acids. The record is from RefSeq and is a predicted model, not a curated record.